Camellia sinensis is the source of this 2816-nucleotide messenger RNA. Its product is annotated as Tetratricopeptide repeat (TPR)-like superfamily protein. Gene Ontology annotation, biological process: RNA modification. The record is from RefSeq and is a predicted model, not a curated record. Gene Ontology annotation, molecular function: RNA binding; protein binding. Lineage: Eukaryota; Viridiplantae; Streptophyta; Magnoliopsida; Ericales; Theaceae.
ACUUUGUUGCUUGUACUAGUGUUGACAUUCCUGGCUGAUAAUAAAUUGUUUGAACUGAGUUUGCUUGUAUCUACAUUCUUCCCUCUCUGACAUGAAAUCCAAUCUCAAGCACAUACACCUAAGCUUAAUAUAGCUGUCUAAUAUUUGCCUAAGACUAAUCCCAGUCCAAACCCAAUCUCCAACACUACAUUCUCUGUUUAUUGUUGAAAUAUUACCCAAUGAUCCUAACUGAAAACUAGGAAUUAUAAUCUUGGAAGAACCAAUUGGUUUAUUGCAGUGCUGAUUUUUGUGAACUUUGCCAGGGAUUCCAGAUCAUUAACAUGAACCAAGUCAUUGCAUUAGCUCCUCGGCAAUGCGUUUUCCAAUCAUGUCUUCAAGUUCAAAACUCCCCCAUUGGUUUUGGAGGAUCAAGGAGUCAUCAUCUAAUGGUAAUUGGCAGGAAGUGUUUACUCUAUAUCGCGAUACGAGGAAAACCGGAGUUCAAUUCACAGACCCUUCCUUGUUCCCUCCAAUUUUCAAAGCUUGCUUAUUCCUCUCCUUCAAACAUGGAGAGUCUGUCCAUGCUUGUUUGGUUAAGCAAGGAUUAGAAUCAUUUUCUUCAAUUGGAAAUUCUGUCUUGGAUUUUUAUGUGAAAUCUCAGGCCUUAAAUUCUUCAGUGGCAGUUUUUGAUUGCAUGAGGAGCAGAGAUUCAGUUUCAUGGAAUAUAAUGAUUAAUGGGCACCUAGGUCAGGGUGCUGUCAAGGAAGGUUUAUGGUUGUUUUUGCAAGCUAGGGUUGCAGGAUUUGAACCCAACAAUGCCACCUUGGUGCUUGUAAUUCAAGCAUGUCGAAGUCUUAAAGCUAUCUAUGAAGGAAUGAAAAUUCAUGGUUACAUAGUUACUAGUGGUUUUUGGGUUAUUACUUCUGUUCAAAACUCUCUUUUGAAUAUGUAUGCGGACAUUGAAAUGGAGGCUGCACAAAAACUGUUUGACGAAAUGUUUAGCAGAGAUUUGAUUUCUUGGAGUGUGAUGAUUGGGGCCUAUGUGCAAAGUGAGGAAGCUGAGGUUGCUUUCCGAUUGUUCCGAGAAAUGGUAACCAAGAAUGAAAUCGAAAUGGAUGGGCAAAUAAUGGUACAUGUAAUUAAGGCUUGCAUUCAUUUGGGGGAAAUUAGCAUUGGAAGAUUGGUCCAUGGGUUUGUGAUCCGUAGAGGUUUUGUUUAUGAUUCGUUUGUUGGAAACUCUUUAAUUGAUAUGUAUUCGAAGUGCCAUGAUAUUGAAUCUGCCUUGAAAUCAUUUAGGGAAAUGCCUAGAAGGAAUGUCGUCUCGUGGAAUUCUCUAUUAUCUGGGUUUGUUAGUAAUGAUAAGUAUUUGGAAGCUCUAUUGCUGUUUGAUUCAAUGUGGAAGGCAGGAAUUGAUGCUGAUGGCGUGACUCUAGUGAAUCUUCUUCAAACAUGCAAGCAUCUUUUGGAUCCAAUUCACCUCAAAUCCAUUCAUUUGAUAAUAAUCCGGCGGGGUUAUGAAGUUAAUGAUUUAGUGAUGAAUUCUUUAAUCGAUGCCUAUGCAAAAUGCAAUCUCAUUACACUUGCAUGGAGCUUAUUCAAUCAGAUGAAGAGAAGAGAUACGGUAACGUGGAGCACGAUGAUUGCAGGGUUCACCCAUUGUGGUAUGCCUGAUGAAGCCAUUGCUGUCUUCCAAGAGAUGAACCAAGUACAAAACAAGCCCAAUGUGAUUACCGUGUUAAAUCUUCUCGAGGCUUGUUCCAUUUCUGCUGAUCUGAAAAGGUCACAAUCAGCCCAUGGCAUUGCAAUUCGCAGAGGCAUGGAAGCAGAUGUUGCAGUUGGGACUGCAAUUCUAGAUAUGUACUCCAAAUGCGGGGCAAUAGAAGCUUCAGAAAGGGUCUUCGACCAAAUUCCCAAGAAAAAUGUUGUGUCCUGGAGUGCCAUGAUUGCAGCAUAUGGCAUGAAUGGCCUUCCGCAUUAUGCCUUGGCGUUGGUUGACAAAAUGAGAGCCCACGGUCUAAGGCCAAACCCAGUAACAACACUAUCUGUAUUAUCUGCUUGUAGCCAUGGGGGUUUAAUUGAGAAGGGGCUCUUGUUUUUCCAAGAGUUGGUUCAAGAUCAUGCUGUUGAACUGAGAUUAGAACAUUACUCAUGUGUGGUGGACUUGUUGGCUCGAGCUGGAAAGCUUGAUACUGCUAUGGAGUUGAUCAAGAAGAUGCCUAAUAAUGGUUUAAAGCCUGGUGCAAGUGCGUGGGGGGCAUUGUUGAGUGCUUGUAGGACUCAUGGGAACAGUGAGCUCGGUUCCGGUGCUCUUUCUCACAUUCUUGAAUUGGAGCCAUCUAACUCAGCUGGGUAUUUGCUUGCGUCGAGCAUGUACGCGGCUGGUGGCUUAUGGGUUGAUGCAGCAAGGAUGAGAUGGAUGGUGAGGGGGAGAGGGGUGAGGAUGGUGACUGGUUACAGUUUGGUGCAUGUUAAUGACAAGGCAUGUAAGUUUGUUGCUGGAGAUAAGCACCACUCAUUUUCUGGUGAAGUAUACCUUGUAAGUGAGCAGCUACAUUUGUGUAUGAAGAUAGACAAGAUGCAUGAAGAAGCUGUUUUUGAAUAGUCGAAAACUCGCCUUUUGUUUCAGUUGUUUUCAUAUAUUUCCUGUUGGACAGAUUUAAGAUUUGUCCCUGCAAGCCUAUUACGAGUUCAUUUUUUGGCUUUGUUCUCAUCAAUGAUCGGAAAGACAAUUUUUUUUCUCCGUCUGGAAAUUGGCGAUGUCUUUUGGUCUGUUAUUACCGGUAAGAGUUGAUUACUUUUCCACACUUCUGAUUGAAAUUUGAAUAGAUUUGUUCCCA